AGUAAUAAAUUAAAAUUAUAUUAUGAGCGUUUCAGAGGGGUCUGACGAAACCGAACUUUCCUUUCCCGAUGAAGAAGAUGAGGGACCAAAUAUCGGAAAAUACAUAGGCGGACGCAAUGCGGCUGGGCAGCGUCAUGGACGUGGCUGGGCUAUUCUACCCAAUGGUGAUCAGUACGAUGGCAAUUAUCGCAAGGGACGACGUCAUGGCAUCGGUCUAUAUGUCUUUAAGAAUGGCGCUCGCUACUAUGGCCAGUACCGCUGUGGCGUUCGCUGCGGCCGCGGCAUAUUCAUUUAUCCAGAUGGCUCCGUCUACGAGGGCAACUGGCGCAGGAAUCUGAAGCACGGCAAGGGUCGUUAUAAUUAUGCUAUUGGGGACACUUACUCGGGCGAUUGGUAUAAGGGCUAUCGCCAUGGUGUUGGCAUCUACAGCUUUAAGACCGAGAAGGACAACUGCUGUAUGACGGUACGUCUUAAGUCCACUUGGAACAGCAAUGUCCGCAUGGGACCCUUUGAGCUGUAUAUUGGCAACGAUGAUAAGUGCACCAUUCUACACGGUCUCUGGGACAAUCUCUAUCCCAAUGGACCGGCUGUGUUCAGCUUUGAUAAUCGUUACAUGCUGCUUGGCUAUUUCUUGCCGGGCGACUAUAAAUUCAAAGUUAUUCGCUCAUCCGCGGAUGUAGAGGAGGACGAAUACAACCAGGAGGACGAAAUUGCAAAUGAAGAGGACCAGCCCGAGGAAAUAAAGCCUACAUUGUGGUUCGCCCAAGAGAUCGCUGUCUACGACUAUUCUCUACUGCCGCAAGAGCCGGUGCCAUUGCCUAUCUCUGACUCUGAGCUUUCGGUAUGCUCGAUCACCUCAGAGGUGAGCACACUCAGCCAGGAGAAGUUUAGCUUUUAUGGCGAGGGCGAAGAAGCCGAAGACGAAGGCGAGGAGUUCGAAAUGGAGUGCUUCCCAUGCGAGUGUGAUUAUGAUCUCAGUGAAGUGGAAACUGAGUCCGAGCCAUGCAAGAUCGACGCCAAUCCCUGUGCCAUCGAAGUGCUCAAACAGCCCGAAUGUCCCGAACCCUAGAUUGAAACUAUUCCCAUAUUAUUGUUUGUUCAGCUUUCAAAUAUACUGAGUAUCCGUGUAAA
This is a messenger RNA of Drosophila arizonae, 1131 nucleotides long. RefSeq names its product Radial spoke head protein 1 (gene Rsph1). NCBI's taxonomy places the organism in Eukaryota, Metazoa, Arthropoda, Insecta, Diptera, Drosophilidae. The record is from RefSeq and is a predicted model, not a curated record.